Acipenser ruthenus (sterlet) is the source of this 1994-nucleotide messenger RNA. RefSeq names its product MAP3K7 C-terminal-like protein. The record is from RefSeq and is a predicted model, not a curated record. NCBI's taxonomy places the organism in Eukaryota, Metazoa, Chordata, Actinopteri, Acipenseriformes, Acipenseridae. Gene Ontology annotation, cellular component: cytosol; nucleus. The coding region runs from base 459 to 887 and encodes 142 amino acids. The transcript is spliced from 6 exons.
CAAAUCUACAUUUUUAAAUGCACGUGAAACACAGACCCGUUUAUAUCCCGUGUACCAAUCUCUAUACACCAACAUUUACACACACAACAUACAACACAUAACACACACAUGCACACAGGGGCGGGGCACAUUGCCACAAUCGCCCAAAGAACAUCAUCCCUACUGUGAAGCAUGGUGGUGGCAGCAUCAUGUUAUGGGGAUGUUUCUCUUUGGCAGGGACUGGGGCACUAUAGAAGGGAAAAUGAAUGGAGCAAAGUACAGAGAAAUCCUUGAGGAAAACCUGCUACCCUCUGCAAGAAAAGCUGAAACUGGGUCGGAAGUUCACCUUUCAGCAUGACAACGACUAUAGCACACAGCCAAAGCUACACUGGAGUGGCUAAGGAACAAAAAGGGUAGACAAGACAGAGGCUGGCCCUUGUUUUUACAUGUGCAGAAGUUGAACUGCGUGAGGGGCCCACAUGAUCACCACAGCGAGGGUACCUGCUGAUAAAUCGGUCCAAAUAGCCUUUAGUCUCAAUGGUUCCACAGAGUUGAACGAACCUGACAACUCAUUUCCAUUGGCAUUUCCAGACCUUGACCAGCAAUUACAGCCAUUGCCUCCAUGUCAUGCUUCCAUGGAAUCUGUGCAAGUCUUCAAGGACCACUGCAAAAUGGCCAAAGAAUUCUGUGACGUUAAAAAAGAAAUGGCUUUACUGGAAGAACGAAAGAAAAAGCUGAUGGCUGAGCUGGAUGAUGAUGAAAAGGAGAACCUGGAUGCUGCUCGACUGGAAAGGGAGUUCAGGGAGCUGGCUGAAGAGAAUCAGACUCUUAUUUCGUGCCACAAUCACUACAGUGAACAGCUUGAGAUACUCCGAGUACAGAAUCAAAAACGACAGGGCUCAUCUUAACCUGCUGCUCCAUCAAUUUAAAUGUUAAUCUUCAGUCUUGAUCAGCCUGAACCAUGCAUGUCCUUAAAUGCUUUUACAAUUCAGCAUAUGAUGUGAAUGGUCUUUUCACUGCUUUUCCAGUUCCAUGACACUGCAGUGAACAUGGGAACGAGCUGGCAUGGUGCUUAAAAUAAGAGAUGUUUGAUAAAUGGGACUCUGUCCCACAUUCUUCUUAUCCAGCCUUUUUUUUGAAAACUACUGGCAAUAUUUUAAAAUACAGGAAACUAAUGUUUUAGCGUACGCAGUUGUCAGAUUGGGAUGAUGGUUUUUACUAGUUAAAGAGAACCAAUCAAGCAUAGUCUCAAACUUAACUAAAGCUAUCUGCUUGUUUCUAAUGGAGAGCUGGUUUAAAAAAGUAUGACAUGAAGUUAAUAAACACUGUUUCAGACAGCAAAGACAAUUACUGCAAUGAAUUUGUAGUACAAAUUCGCAUACUAAGGGGUUAUGUUAUCAAAUACAAGUUUCUUUACUUUUUAACUAAUUUUCUAUCAGGUCAAGGUUUCAAUACUGUAACCUACAGUACUAUAUUUGUAGUUUUAUUUAAUGGCUAGCAAGAAAAUGUUGUACAUGGGUCAGUAGAAUUUAGAUGCAUUGUGUUAGUUAUUUAGAUAUCCUUCUGAAAUCUCAGUGACCGCCUAAAUUACUUUUGGUCUACGUAGUGUGACAGUAAAAUCAAUUGCUGCAGUCAAAGAUGCAAAAUAAGUUUUUAAGUCUUGGCAUAUAUUUGUUAAAUAUAGUUUCAUAAUUCUUGCAACACUGCUGUUUUGAUUGUUUUCUAGUCUACUUAAGUGUUGAAGAACCCUGUGAUGGUCAAACGGUGUCUCUCAUGGACAUUUCUCCUUUGCAUAUCAUCCUCUGUGUACCCUCCAGUUUUCGUGAUUCUCUGACAAUGUUGUGUGAAUUAUGACUCACCCUGUAUACAAAUCCUAAAUGAUUAAUUGUUAUGCAUAUUAGCCAAAAUAGCAUUUAAUCAUUCUCAUGCGCAUUUCUCCAGUAUUAUGUAAACGUAUAUAUUUUUCAAAUGUCUAUUACCUUCGGUUAUAAUAAAUAAAAAAACAGUUUUGUUCA